This is a messenger RNA of Caenorhabditis sp. 36 PRJEB53466, 1050 nucleotides long. Lineage: Eukaryota; Metazoa; Nematoda; Chromadorea; Rhabditida; Rhabditidae. The record is from the annotation of a GenBank genome assembly.
AUGAUGCACAUGAUGAUGGAGAUGUACUUCCACUUCCGAAUCGAGGAGCCCAUCCUUUUCCGCGAGUGGAAACCCCUCACCACGACCGCCUACGUCUUUUCGUGUCUCGGAAUCUUUGCGAUUGCCAUCGGGCUCGAGAUUCUCAAAUUCGGAAGAAUGAAACUGGUGGCUAGUGGGAAGGUGGCCGAGCAGAAGGCGAGUUUUACUGCUUCAAAGGGGGACCAUAAUCGAGCGUUUUUCAGAAAGUCGACUGCUGCUGUUCGACGGAAGGAGAGGGAAUCUGGAACAUUCCGGAAACGAGACCACUUCACCCGAAAGCCGUCUCAUUGGCACCGUGAGUUACUGUUCCGCACAUGUUUCUUCUAACGCGAACAUUUCUCAAAUACGAUAUAUUCUGCAACGCUCAUUCAAGACAAUAUAUCUCAGUUUCCAGUGGAGAUAUGAAAAAGUUGUCAAUUGAGAAAAUGUUUAAAACUUCCUUAUAAACAUUUCAUUAGUUGACAACUUUUUGAUAAUUCCACCCACCACUAAGAUAUACGGUCUAGAAUGAACGGUAUAGCCAUCCUAAUACCGUUUACUCAAGACGUCAUAUCUCAGUUUCCGUUUAAGAUAUCAAAAAGUUGUCAACUGAUAAAAUGCACAUUAUAAAAUUCUGUGCAUUUUUUCAGUUGACAACCUUCCGAUAUCUCUACCGGCAGCUGAGAUACAAAUACUUUAGGUUCACCCGCGACUCGAUCCUCUCGAAAAGCCACGCGCUCUCCUCGGUCCUCCUUUUCGUCCAACAUUUCGUCGACUACUCCCUCAUGCUCGUCUCCAUGACCUACAAUUGGCCCAUUUUCCUAUCCCUUCUCGCUGGUAGGUUUUGAUAACGUGAAAAAAGAACUAUUAGACGUGAAGAACAUUUGCACUGUAAAAGGCACUUUUUGAAACUGAAGAUUUGAACAAGUUAGUUCAAUUACUUGUUUUUUAGGCCACGCGACCGGGUACUUCUUCCUGGGACCAAUGAUGACUGUGGAGGAGAGUGAGGCCGCCGGAAGUUGUUGCUCGUAA